AUGCCCCCCCCUGCGCCCGGGGCCCGGCUCCGGCUCCUCGCCGCCGCCGCCCUGGCCGGCCUGGCCGUCAUCAGCCGAGGGUUGCUGUCCCAGAGCCUGGAGUUCAGCUCACCUGCAGACAACUACACAGUAUGCGAAGGUGACAACGCCACACUCAGCUGCUUCAUCGAUGAGCAUGUGACCCGGGUGGCCUGGCUGAACCGAUCCAACAUCCUGUAUGCGGGCAAUGACCGUUGGACCAGUGACCCCCGGGUGCGGCUCCUCAUCAACACACCUGAGGAGUUCUCAAUCCUCAUCACCCAGGUGGGGCUCGGUGACGAGGGCCUCUACACCUGCUCCUUCCAGACCCGCCACCAGCCCUAUACCACUCAGGUCUACCUCAUCGUCCAUGUCCCUGCCCGCAUUGUGAACAUCUCCUCACCCGUGGUGGUGAACGAAGGGGGCAGCGUGAACCUUCUCUGCCUGGCUGUGGGAAGGCCAGAACCCACUGUCACCUGGAGACAGCUCCGAGAUGGCUUCACCUCAGAGGGUGAAAUCCUGGAAAUCUCCGACAUCCAGCGGGGCCAGGCCGGGGAAUACGAAUGCGUUACUCACAACGGGGUGAACUCGGUGCCCGACAGCCGCCGCGUGCUGGUCACAGUAAAUUAUCCCCCAACUAUCACUGAUGUGACCAGCGCACGCACCGCCCUGGGCCGGGCUGCCCUCCUGCGCUGCGAAGCUAUGGCGGUGCCUCCUGCAGAUUUCCAGUGGUACAAGGAUGACAGGCUGCUAAGCAGCGGCUCGGCGGAGGGCCUCAAGGUGCAGACAGAGCGCACCCGCUCCAUGCUUCUCUUUGCCAACGUGAGCGCCAGGCACUACGGCAACUACACCUGUCGCGCGGCCAACCGGCUGGGAGCGUCCAGCGCCUCCAUGCGGCUCCUGCGUCCAGGAUCCCUGGAGAACUCAGCUCCGAGGCCCCCGGGGCCCCUGACCCUCCUCUGGGCCCUGAGCUGGCUGUGGUGGACGAUGUAGAUGUCACCCAGUACAGCGCAUGCGUCUCCCCCUGCAGGGGGCCUCGGGCCGGGAGCAAGAGAAAGGGGGUGAGCAAGCGCCGCCAUGGGUCUCGAGGGGGACUGAAGAGCUCUUAGCCACAGAGGAAGAAAGAAAGAGAGGAGGAAGGUCUUUUAGAGAACCCAUCACUGUGAGGGAUAACGCAAAAUUAUGCAUCUUUCUACAGCCAUUCUCGCCACCCGUUCACGUUCCCAAUUGUGACCCACCCCCAGCCACCCCACACCCCUCUCUUAGCUCAGGCUGUCAACUGGCUCGUUUGUGUGUGUGUGUGUGUGUGUGUGUGUCUGCAUGUUGUGUGUGUGUGUGUGUGUGUGUGUGUGUGUGUGUGUGUGUGUGUGUGUGAAGGUGUGCUGGGAGAGGGAACCAGGAGGCCUCUCUCUCUGGCACUAACUCUCCCAUGGCCCCUGUCCAUUCCUGCUGCCUCUCUUCCUCUGGCUGGAGGUAGGUAUGGGGGCUUCAUGGUGGAAGCUUUGACAAGAGUUUGCCAGCUUUCCGCCUUCCCAUAUAUGCACGAACACAUACCCCUCUCCUCCCUAUUGAAGGGGCAUGUGGGGUGGGUGUCAGGUGUCAUUCAGCCUUUGUGAAUAGGUGGGGAUCUCCAUUAUGGUUUGUUUCUCCCUGCUCCAUCACCAGUUGCCUGCAGCCAGAGGCCCCAUCACUGGCUCAGUGGCCUGAAAU
Acomys russatus (golden spiny mouse) is the source of this 1728-nucleotide messenger RNA. RefSeq names its product IgLON family member 5 (gene Iglon5). NCBI's taxonomy places the organism in Eukaryota, Metazoa, Chordata, Mammalia, Rodentia, Muridae. The transcript is spliced from 8 exons. The record is from RefSeq and is a predicted model, not a curated record. The coding region runs from base 1 to 1011 and encodes 336 amino acids. Gene Ontology annotation, cellular component: neuron projection.